Magnolia sinica is the source of this 2338-nucleotide messenger RNA. RefSeq names its product patatin-like protein 6. Lineage: Eukaryota; Viridiplantae; Streptophyta; Magnoliopsida; Magnoliales; Magnoliaceae. Gene Ontology annotation, biological process: lipid metabolic process. The transcript is spliced from 2 exons. The coding region runs from base 741 to 2135 and encodes 464 amino acids. The record is from RefSeq and is a predicted model, not a curated record.
CUCAACCGUUCGUUUGGACGGUGUGACCGAGUUUUUUACCUAGCAACCGUCGGUUACCAAUGCUCUCUAACCCUGGUUAGACAUACCCCUCCUCAGAGAGAGAGAGGGAGAGAGGAGGGGAGAGAGGGGGAGAGGAUAAAUGAUUCCUCACACGGCUGAAGCUCUGGAAAUCUCGGGGUUUUAAAGCAGAGAGACAUGCUCUGAAAUCCUCUGAGCUCUUUGCCUCUCUCUCUCUCUCUCUCUUUCUCUCUCUCUGUAAAAAAGAGCUAUUGGAAGAAAGAUAAAAAGGGUAGGAAGGGAGGUUGCUCGUGUUUUUAUUGUCGAGGAGCGAGUUUUCUGUGGCAGCGGAAUUGCAGGACGAUGAUGUGACGAAAGAGCGAGCAUAUGAAGGAAAAGGAAAGGAGAGAGUAGGUGGUCGAAGGGCGUUUUGGAGCUUUACGUCAGAGAAACGGAGGAAGGAAACAGGAGGCUUUUGGGCCUUCCCGAUCUUGAUAACGCUUGGAGACGGAUUUGAAGCUAAAAUCUGCUGGAGUUCGUCAAGGAAUCGAAAUUUGAAGGAAGAUCUGCUCGAAUUUCAACCGAAUCUGCUGAAAUCGCAGAAGAAAGAGGAAUUCGGAGCUCAAAUCUGUUGAAAUUCGAAGGGUGAGGUUUUGAAGUUUUUUUUUUUAAUAUAAUCUACCAGAAGCAUAUGAAGGAGAGAGCAGAUCGAGUAAGAGCUCUGUUCUAAAAAGCUAUUGGAAAUGGCGUGUAAUCCGUCUGAGAUGCAAGAGCCGAGCAUCGAUACGGACAAGCUCAGCUACGAGAUCUUCUCAAUCCUCGAAAGCAAGUUCCUCUUCGGUUACGACGAUCAGAAGCUCUGGAUCCCCAAACAGAUCGCCACCGCCGCUGGUAACGAAGCACUGCCGCCGGCAGCCGCACCAGCUGCAGCUGCUGAAACUGGCAGCGUCGCCUCGAUCAAGAACCAGAGGGGAAAGGUCUGCAUCCUCAGCAUCGACGGAGGGGGAAUGCGAGGGAUUGUCGCUGGAAAAGCCCUAGCCUACCUCGAGCAAGCUCUCAAGACGAAAUCCGGGGAUCCGGAGGCGAGAAUCGCCGAUUACUUCGACGUCGCGGCCGGGACCGGCGUUGGAGGGAUUUUCACGGCGAUGCUGUUCUCGACGAAAGGCGGAGGUAGCCGACCGAUUUUCCGCGCGGAGGACACCUGGAAGUUCUUGGCGGAGCAGGGGAAGCGGUUCUACCGGUCGCCGUCCGGGAGCAGCGGCGGUCGCUUUCUCCGGCGAUUCCACAAGGGCAGUGGCGGUGGAGGAACUGCAGGAAUGGAGCGUGCGAUGAAAGAGGCGUUUACGGACAACGACCGGAAUCUGACGCUGAAAGACACGUUGAAGCCGGUUCUGAUACCAUGCUAUGAUCUUUCGAGCGCAGCACCGUUCCUGUUCUCGAGAGCGGACGCUCUGGAGACGGACAGCUUCGAUUUCAGGCUGUGGGAGGUGUGCCGGGCGACGUCGGCCGAACCGGGGAUGUUCGAACCGGUGGCGAUGCGGUCGGUAGACGGGUCGACUCGGUGCGUUGCGGUGGACGGCGGGCUGGCCAUGAGCAACCCGGCUGCGGCGGCCAUCACGCACGUGCUGCACAACAAGCAGGAGUUCCCGUUCGUGCGAGGGGUGGAGGAUUUGAUGGUGCUGUCGCUUGGCAGCGGUGGGGGGAUGAUGGAGGGUAGCUAUGAGUUCGACCAGGUGAAGGGAUGGAAGGCGAAGGACUGGGCCAAACCAAUGGCUAGGAUUGCUGGAGAUGGGGCCGCUGACUUGGUCGACCAUUCCGUGGCCAUGGCGUUCGGUCAGAGCCGGAGCAGCAAUUACGUCCGUAUCCAGGUGAAUGGUUCCAAUAUUGGCCGUUGUUCAGCCAACACAGAUUCCGACCCGAGCCCGGGCAACGUGAAGAUGCUGAUAGGUGUGGCAGAGGAGAUGCUGAAACAGAAGAACGUGGAGUCAGUGCUCUUCGGGGGAAAGAGGAUCGGGGAGCAGACGAACUACGAGAAGCUGGAUUGGUUUGCAGGAGAACUUGUGCUGGAGCACCAGAGAAGGAGCUGCAGAAUAGCCCCCACCGUUGCAUUCAAGCAAGCAACUCAGAGGGCCACCUAGAUUUUACUCCCGAUUUGUGGAAAAGUGAGUAGUUUUUUUCUCCCAACCCAUUGAAAAUCUUUCUUUUCAAUCUAUAAUGAUUUCUUGUGAGUAUUGGGCCCGAACUUGUUCUUUGAUUUGAUUGUGCUUACUGUCCUGUUCGACCCAAUUACCUAUCAAAGUGAAAAAAAGAAAAAAAAAAAAAUCAUUCUAGUUUCAUUUUU